This is a messenger RNA of Calliphora vicina (urban bluebottle blowfly), 2143 nucleotides long. RefSeq lists its product as uncharacterized. The transcript is spliced from 3 exons. NCBI's taxonomy places the organism in Eukaryota, Metazoa, Arthropoda, Insecta, Diptera, Calliphoridae. The record is from RefSeq and is a predicted model, not a curated record. The coding region runs from base 102 to 2012 and encodes 636 amino acids.
GGUGCUUAAAAAUAAUUACGUUUUUUUUUAACAGAAAACAAUAUAAAAACAUGUUGUAAUUUUUAGCAAAUCAGUAGUUCUUACAUCAACUUUGGUCGAACAUGAAGUUCUCGGUUUUAGCAAUUCUUUUGGCCAUAUUUUUGGUAGCAUUUGCUGCCAAUGUAAAUUCAAAAUCGAUUAGAUUGAAUUCCCUGGAAUUGAUCAGAUCGUCUGAUGGACCUGAAAAUUCUUCAUCUGAAGCCCCUGCUUCUAGCUCAGAAGCACCUGAAUCAUCAUCUAAUGCUCCCGAAUCAUCAAGUAUAGCACCGGAAGAAUCUUCUUCGGCAGCUCCUGAAGAAUCGUCAUCUGAUGCUCCAGAAUCUUCUUCUGCAGCACCUGAGGAAUCAUCCUCUAGUGCUCCAGAGUCUUCUUCUGCACCCGAAUCUUCUGCAGCUCCUGAAUCUUCUUCUGAAGCUCCCGAACCAUCAAGUGCUGCUCCCGAGUCUUCUUCAGCACCCGAAUCUUCUGCAGCUCCUGAAUCUUCUUCAGCUGCACCUGAAUCAUCUUCUGAAGCUCCCGAACCAUCAAGUGCAGCUCCCGAGUCUUCAUCAGCACCCGAAUCUUCUGCAGCUCCUGAAUCUUCUUCAGCUGCUCCUGAAUCACCCGAAUCAAGUGCUGCUCCCGAAUCUUCUGCAGCUCCUGAAUCGUCAUCUGAAGCUCCCGAGUCUUCUUCAGCACCGGAAUCUUCUGCAGCUCCUGAAUCUUCUUCAGCUGCACCUGAAAUAUCUUCUGAAGCUCCCGAACCAUCAAGUGCAGCUCCCGAGUCUUCAUCAGCACCCGAAUCUUCUGCAGCUCCUGAAUCUUCUUCUGCUGCUCCUGAAUCAUCUUCUGAAGCUCCCGAACCAUCAAGUGCAGCUCCCGAAUCUUCUGCAGCUCCUGAAUCUUCAUCAGCUGCCCCUGAAUCAUCUUCUGAAGCUCCCGAACCAUCAAGUGCAGCUCCUGAAUCUUCUGCAGCUCCUGAAUCUUCUUCAUCUGCUCCUGAAUCAUCUUCUGAAGCACCCGAACCAUCAAGUGCUGCUCCCGAAUCUUCUGCAGCUCCUGAAUCGUCAUCCGAAGCCCCCGAGUCUUCUUCUGCUGCUCCUGAAUCGUCAUCUGAAGCUCCUCAUGAUAGACCACCACGCCCAAGUCGCCCUCCACAUGAUAAACCAGAACGUCCAGAACGCCCAGAACGCCCUGAAUCGUCAUCUGCAGCUCCCGAGUCUUCUUCUGCUGCUCCUGAAUCGUCAUCUGAAGCUCCUCAUGAUAGACCACCACGUCCAGAGCGCCCUCCACAUGACAGACCAGAACGCCCUCCACAUGACAGACCGGAACGUCCAGAUCGCCCUCAUGAUAUUCCAGUAAAACGUAUUCAGAAGUAUUUUAAACAUUUGUUCAAGUCUCUAGGAGAAUACACAGCUUCUGUCAUUGGUGCAGUAAGUGAAGGUAAAGUGCCUGAAAAAUUCCCAGGUGAACACCCUUCAAUUGAUAACAGACCUGACUCUAAUGAAGAUAAUAGACCUGACUCCAGUGAAGGAUCAGAUGAAAAAUUCCCAGACAACCACCAUCCAAUUAUCGAUAACAAACCAGAUUCCAGUGAAGGAUCAGAUGAAGACUCCAAUGAAGUCCCAGAUAAACACCAUCCAAGACCUGACUCCAAUGAAGAUUCAGAUGAAGAAUUCCCACAUAAGCACCAUCCAAGUAUCGAUAACAGACCUGACUCCAAUGAAGAGUCAGAUGAUAAAUUCCCAAACGAUCACGAUGAUAAUAUUGACAACAGACCUGACUCCAAUGAAGAGUCUGAUGGACAAUACCCAGACAAUCACCAUCCAAGUAUCGACAACAGACCUGACUCCAAUGAAGAAUCAAGUGAUGAAUUCCCAAAUGAUCACAAUGAAAAUAUUCACAACAGACCUGACUUCAAUGAAGAGUCAGAUGACAUUAUUCCAAAUAACGCUGAUGUAAAUAUAGAUAAUGGUGAAGGCAUUGUUUAUUGAAUUUUUCCAGUAUUUGGAAGAAAUCCCAAUUAAAGCAAUGAUCUUAGAUACUAGAACUCCCCCAAAAUGUAAUCCAAAAAAGGAUAUUAUACUAUAUUUUAAUUAAAUAAAGAUUAAGUUUGAAGAAUAAA